GCUAGGGGGCAGUCUGGGCAGCUGCUCCACCGCUGAGGCCUACAUUAAGGAGUGCUUCCGGACUCCACCUUCCUCUUUUCCUCGGCAUCGGGGCGCAGCCAUGGUGAACGUCCCGAAGACCCGCAGGACGUACUGCAAGAAGUGCAAGAAGCAUCAACCUCACAAAGUUACCCAGUACAAGAAGGGAAAGGACUCCCUCUAUGCACAGGGUAAGAGGAGAUACGACAGAAAGCAGAGCGGGUAUGGUGGUCAGACAAAGCCCAUUUUCAGGAAGAAGGCUAAGACUACAAAGAAGAUCGUGCUGAGGCUUGAGUGUGUGGAGCCCAACUGUAGAUCCAAGAGAAUGAUGCCCAUCAAGAGAUGCAAGCACUUCGAGUUGGGUGGUGACAAGAAGAGAAAGGGCCAGGUCAUCCAGUUCUAAACUGCUCAGUUUUCUGGAGGAAGUUUCAUUAUUUCCAAUAAAUGUAUCAAAACACA
Messenger RNA from Labrus bergylta (ballan wrasse), 477 nucleotides. It is a transcript of the gene rpl36a, whose product is annotated as ribosomal protein L36A. The record is from RefSeq and is a predicted model, not a curated record. NCBI's taxonomy places the organism in Eukaryota, Metazoa, Chordata, Actinopteri, Labriformes, Labridae. Gene Ontology annotation, cellular component: cytosolic large ribosomal subunit; ribosome. Gene Ontology annotation, biological process: translation. Gene Ontology annotation, molecular function: structural constituent of ribosome.